Messenger RNA from Mucor mucedo, 1451 nucleotides. RefSeq lists its product as uncharacterized. The transcript has a single exon. Bases 441 to 1286 code for a protein of 281 amino acids. The record is from RefSeq and is a predicted model, not a curated record. NCBI's taxonomy places the organism in Eukaryota, Fungi, Mucoromycota, Mucoromycetes, Mucorales, Mucoraceae.
AAAAAAACAAUUACAAUGGCUAAACAACUGCAUACCAUUCCAGGCUAUAGGCGUGCCCGUGGUAUAAACUGGUCUACAGGCGAAGACGCUCAAUUGUGCGAAUCCUGGUCAGCCACGUGUGAAAAGGCCUUUAUGGGUAAUGACCAAAGAAGUCGCGAAUUCUGGAGCGUCGUGGAGGAGGAUUUCAAUGAAAACUAUGUAAAAAACUACCAACUCCCAAUUAUAGAAAGGGCCGAUGGGUCUCAUAAGUUGCGAUUCGGUGUUAUCGCAAAGUCUGUCAAUAAGUUCUGUAAGUAUUACCACACUUGUUUGUACGACUCCUCUACUGGUGAAAAGAACCUCAUUGACGCGGUAUGUCAUAUCAUUCAAAAACGUAAUUACUCAACUUAUGUGUGAUAACUGAUAUCGUAUAUAUUACAUAAAAAAAGCUCAAUAAAGCCAUGAAAAUGUAUAAGGAUGAAGAAGGAAAGGAUAGUAAAGGUUUCAUGUUCUUGCAUUGCUGGAAGAUCCUCGAGAAAAGCUAUGGGUGGUUGAAUCGUCCUGGAGUAGUUAAGAUGAAACAAAGUGAAAGAAGAGUAGCCAGAAUAAUUCCAAACGAAUCAGAUGAUGAUGAAUACCCAGCGGUACAUCCUGCGGAAAUUACGUCAAUUGGGGAACGUCCUGCACAACCUAAAAUGGUUGAAAUACGUCCUGCACAACCUACAGUGGCCGAGGAACGUCCUGCGGAAUCUAGGAUGGUUGAGGAACGUCCUGCAGAACCUAUAGUGGUUGAUGAACGACCUACAGAACCUAAUGUGAUUGAGGAACGUCCUACAGAAGCCAUAGUGGUUGAUGAACUUCCUAUGGGAGGUAAUAUAAUUGAGGAAAGUAAAUGUGAUGAGAAACUCGACUUGGCGACAAUACUCCAGGAAUUUGUUGCGUCGAAUGAAAAGAAAAUAAAGCUGGCUGAGGAGAAAAUGAGGUGGAAGCGAGACAGAGAAAUCUUGAUGACAGAUCCUUCUACCAUCACCUUUAAACGAUAUCGUACGUAUAUUGAAAAGAAACAAGAUGACAUUAUGGAUCGUAUGUUGGAGGAGGAUUUAGUGGAGGAAGAUAACCGUCGACAAUCGUUUUAUACACCGCCCGUGUCCACACAUGACACUGAUUCAAUUGAAAAUGAUGAUGGACCUGCAUGGCGAACUUCUUUGAACAACUCUAUCGGUGCUCUGAAAGAUGAGUUGGAAGAUAAGAAAGCUGAUAUUGCUAAAGCCGAACAAAAAUUAGGUAUAAUGAAGCAACUGUUGUGAUUUUCCGAACCCCUAUUCGUAUUUUUAUAUUCCAAGUUGCAUGGUACUAUGUCUAGGCCGAUUUUUACAAUUGUUUCACUGAAAUAAAAAGAUACACCUAACAUAAAUACCCAGACCUACAGCCAUGGUAUGGUUCAUCAUGUAUUCAUAUAAACAUAUGUCUCA